This is a messenger RNA of Dipodomys spectabilis (banner-tailed kangaroo rat), 3113 nucleotides long. RefSeq names its product protein kinase D2 (gene Prkd2). Gene Ontology annotation, biological process: protein phosphorylation. The record is from RefSeq and is a predicted model, not a curated record. Bases 313 to 2949 code for a protein of 878 amino acids. The transcript has 19 exons. Gene Ontology annotation, molecular function: ATP binding; protein serine/threonine kinase activity. Lineage: Eukaryota; Metazoa; Chordata; Mammalia; Rodentia; Heteromyidae.
UCCUCCUGGGCCGCCGCCGCGUACUUAAACUUUGGAGGGGUGGAAAAAAAGAGGGGCCCGCGCCGCGCGACCCUCCCUUGACCCCCCCGCCCCGCCCCGCCUCCGGUAACGCCCCUUCCCCGCGGCCCCGGACCCCAACUUUUCUCCAACUUCUGAGACCCAAUCCCGCCAUCCUCUGGUCUCUCAUCUGGCCAGUUAUCUCCUCCUGACUCCCUGAGCUCCUCCCCUAGGUCCCCUGGGAUCUAGGACCCAGUUUUCCAGGACUUCCCCAGCCGGAUCCCGGGUGGGCCACCGGGUCCGGACCUGCCCCCCAUGGCCGCUGCCCCCACCCAUCCCGCCGGGCUCCCCGGCUCUCCGGGGCCGGGGUCUCCUCCGCCCUCCACUGGCUUGGAGCUUCAGUCGCCACCCGCGCUGCUGCCCCAGGGCCCGGCGCCGGGCUCGGGGGUCUCCUUCCACAUCCAGAUCGGGCUGACCCGCGAGUUUGUGCUGUUGCCCGCGGCCUCCGAGUUGGCCCACGUGAAGCAGCUGGCUUGCUCUAUUGUGGACCAGAAGUUCCCAGAGUGCGGUUUCUAUGGCCUUUACGACAAGAUCCUGCUUUUCAAACAUGACCCCACGUCUGCCAAUCUCCUGCAGCUGGUGCGCUCUGCAGGGGACAUCCAGGAGGGCGACCUGGUGGAGGUGGUGCUGUCAGCCUCUGCUACCUUUGAGGACUUCCAGAUCCGCCCGCAUGCCCUCACGGUGCACUCCUACCGCGCUCCAGCCUUCUGCGACCACUGCGGGGAGAUGCUCUUUGGCCUGGUGCGCCAAGGCCUCAAAUGCGACGGCUGCGGGCUGAACUAUCACAAGCGCUGUGCCUUCAGCAUCCCCAAUAACUGCAGCGGGGCCCGCAAGCGCCGCCUGUCAUCCACCUCCCUGGCCAGCGGUCACUCAGUGCGCCUGGGCAGCUCGGAGUCCCUGCCCUGCAUGGCGGAGGAGCUGACCCGGAGCACCACGGAUCUCCUGGGUCGCCGGCCGCCCUCGUCCUCCUCCUCGUCUUCUUCCUCAUUCUACACGGGCCGCCCCAUCGAGCUGGACAAGAUGCUGCUCACCAAGGUGAAAGUGCCGCACACCUUUCUCAUCCACAGCUACACACGGCCCACUGUUUGCCAGGCUUGCAAGAAACUCCUCAAGGGUCUCUUCCGCCAGGGUCUACAGUGCAAAGACUGCAAGUUCAACUGUCACAAACGCUGUGCCACCCGUGUCCCCAAUGACUGUCUGGGGGAGGCGCUCAUCAACGGAGAUGUGCCAAUGGAGGAGGCCACGGACUUCAGUGAGGCCGACAAGACUGCCCUCCUGGAUGAGACAGAUGACACUGGUGUCAUCCCUGGCUCCCACUCCGAGAAUGCCCUCCAUGCCAGUGAGGAAGAGGAAGGCGAGGGAGGAAAGGCCCAGAGCUCCUUGGGCUACAUCCCCCUGAUGAGGGUGGUACAGUCAGUGCGACACACCACACGCAAGUCCAGCACCACGCUGCGGGAGGGUUGGGUGGUUCAUUACAGCAACAAGGACACUCUGAGGAAGCGGCAUUAUUGGCGCCUAGACUGCAAGUGCAUCACGCUGUUUCAGAACAACACCACCAACAGAUACUACAAGGAGAUCCCACUGUCAGAAAUCCUCGCCGUGGAACCCGCCCAGAACUUUACCCUCGUGCCACCCGGCACCAACCCACACUGCUUUGAGAUCAUCACCGCCAAUGCUACCUAUUUUGUGGGCGAGAUGCCUGGUGGAGCCCCGGGUGGGCCAAGUGGACAGGGGGCGGAGGCUGCCCGGGGCUGGGAGACGGCCAUCCGCCAAGCCCUGAUGCCUGUCAUCCUCCAAGAUGCGCCCAGUGCCCCAGGCCAUGCGCCCCACCGACAAGCUUCUCUGAGCAUCUCUGUGUCCAACAGUCAAAUCCAAGAGAAUGUGGACAUUGCCACUGUCUACCAGAUCUUCCCAGAUGAGGUGCUUGGCUCAGGGCAGUUUGGAGUGGUCUAUGGAGGAAAGCACCGGAAGACUGGAAGGGAUGUGGCGGUAAAAGUCAUCGACAAACUGCGCUUUCCCACCAAGCAGGAGAGCCAGCUGAGGAACGAAGUGGCCAUUCUUCAGAGUCUGCGGCACUCCGGGAUCGUGAACCUGGAGUGUAUGUUCGAGACACCUGAGAAGGUGUUUGUGGUGAUGGAGAAACUACAUGGAGACAUGUUGGAAAUGAUUCUCUCCAGCGAGAAGGGCCGGCUGCCUGAGCGCCUAACCAAAUUCCUCAUUACCCAGAUCCUGGUGGCUUUGAGACACCUUCACUUCAAGAACAUUGUGCACUGUGAUUUGAAACCAGAAAACGUGUUGCUGGCCUCAGCGGAUCCCUUCCCUCAGGUGAAGCUGUGUGACUUCGGCUUCGCCCGCAUCAUUGGGGAGAAGUCCUUCCGGCGCUCUGUGGUGGGCACACCUGCCUACCUGGCCCCAGAGGUGCUGCUCAACCAGGGCUACAACCGCUCACUGGACAUGUGGUCGGUGGGGGUGAUCAUGUAUGUCAGCCUCAGUGGCACGUUCCCCUUCAAUGAGGAUGAGGACAUUAAUGACCAGAUCCAGAAUGCUGCCUUCAUGUACCCUGCCAGCCCCUGGAGCAACAUCUCAGCUGGUGCCAUCGACCUCAUCAACAACCUGCUUCAAGUGAAGAUGCGAAAGCGCUACAGCGUGGACAAGUCUCUCAGCCACCCCUGGUUACAGGAGUACCAGACGUGGCUGGAUCUCCGAGAGCUGGAGAAUAAAAUGGGCGAGCGGUACAUCACACACGAGAGUGAGGAUGCACGCUGGGAGCUGUUCCUGACAGAGCGCAUGUUGACCAGCCCUGAAUUGCCCGCGGAUGGGGAGCUCGCCGGCGCCCGAUUGCCGCAGGACCAUGAGAUGCAGGGACUAGCCGAGCGCAUCAGCAUCCUAUGAGCUGCUGCUCCAGGGAACAUCCCAGAGUUGGGAUGUUUUAGGGGAAGCAGUUACCCGCCCAGACUGGAUGCUUCUUUUUGCAGGAUGCUGCAAUGGGAGUGGGGAGGUUAUCUCGAAGGCCCUCCCUGUCUCCCCAACAAUUAAAAUGGACUUGUCUCUCGCCA